This is a messenger RNA of Ricinus communis (castor bean), 1912 nucleotides long. Its product is annotated as cytochrome P450 76A1. Gene Ontology annotation, molecular function: heme binding; iron ion binding; oxidoreductase activity, acting on paired donors, with incorporation or reduction of molecular oxygen. Bases 36 to 1613 code for a protein of 525 amino acids. NCBI's taxonomy places the organism in Eukaryota, Viridiplantae, Streptophyta, Magnoliopsida, Malpighiales, Euphorbiaceae. The transcript is spliced from 2 exons. The record is from RefSeq and is a predicted model, not a curated record.
CCUCCACCGUGAAGAUCCCAACACUGAUCCAAAUAAUGGACAUUACAAUUCCUGGACUAAUUUUAGCCAUUCUGAUCUGGGUUGCAUGGGGAAUGAUAACCAAAGAACGUCGAAACCAUGACAUGGAAGAGCAAACCCAGCUACCGCCAGGACCGAGAUGGUUGCCAAUAGUAGGCAACAUGUUCCAACUCGGUUGGUCUCCCCACGAGUCGUUUGCUAAACUGGCUCGCAUCCAUGGUCCAAUCAUGACCAUAUGGCUUGGCUCUAUGUGCACUGUUGUCAUCUCGUCGGACCGGGCAGCUCAUGACAUGUUCAAGAACCAUGAUAUGGUGCUAGCCGGAAGAAAAAUUUACGAGGCAAUGAAAGGAGAUAUUGGAAAUGAAGGGUCUAUUAUCACGUCCCAAUAUGGAAGCCAUUGGCGUAUGCUAAGGCGGCUUUGCAGUACAGAAUUCUUCGUUACAAGCCGGCUAGAUGCCAUGCGAGGAGUUCGAAGUAGAUGUAUAGAUGGCAUGGUUCAGUUCAUAGAAGAAGCUAGUGGAAAUGGCACUCAAGCUAUAGAUGUUGGAAGAUUCUUUUUCUUGAUGUCUUUUAAUUUAAUUGGGAACUUAUUGUUUUCUAAAGAUUUAUUAGACCCAAAAUCAGAAAAGGGAUCUAAGUUCUUUUACCAUGCAGGAAAAGUGAUGGAAUUGGCAGGAAGACCUAACAUAGCAGAUUUCUUGCCAAUUUUUAGAUGGUUUGAUCCACAAGGUAUAAGAAGAAAUACCCAAUUACAUGUUAGAAAAGCAUUUGAGAUUGCAGGUGGGUUCAUCAAAGAAAGAAUAGAGGGUAUGGAAAAUGGAGGAGAUGGCGAAACGAAGAAGAAGAAGAAGGAUUUCUUGGAUGUGCUUUUGGAUUUUCGUGGUGAUGAUGUAAAAGAAAAGAGUUAUAGGUUUUCUUCAACAACUAUCAAUAUUAUUGUAUUUGAGAUGUUUACGGCAGGAACAGAUACAACGACAAGCACAUUAGAGUGGGCAAUGGCAGAACUUCUCCGUAAUCCAAAAGAGCUGAAAAAGGUUCAAGCUGAAAUAAGAAGCACUAUUGGUUCCAACAAGAAGCUUGAAGAGAAGGACAUUGACAAUCUUCCAUACCUAAAAGCAGUCAUAAAAGAAACCCUAAGACUUCACCCACCUCUUCCUUUCUUAGUUCCACACAUGGCCAUGGAAUCCUGCAACAUGCUAGGCUACAGAAUCCCUAAAGGAACACAGAUUCUAGUUAAUGUUUGGGCAAUUGGAAGGGACCCGAAGAUCUGGGACGACCCUUUAAUUUUUAGGCCAGAAAGGUUCUUGGAGCCAAAGAUGGUGGAUUACAAAGGGCAUCAUUUUGAGUUUAUACCCUUUGGUUCUGGGCGUAGAAUGUGCCCUGCAGUUCCUCUUGCUUCACGCGUGCUUCCUCUAGCUUUAGGAUCGCUUUUGAAUUCAUUUGAUUGGGUCUUGGCUGAUGGACUUAGAGCAGAAAAUAUGGACAUGUCUGAAAAAAUGGGGAUUACGCUUCGAAAAUCUGUUCCCUUGAGGGCUAUUCCAGUCCCUUACAAGGUAAAAGGUUAUGGCAAUGAUGUUUUUCUGGGUCCGGCAUAGCCUAAUUGGUCUCUUCAGCGAAGGAAUUUACAGUCUGUGUGAAAGACAAAGCUAUAUAACAUGUCUCUAUGUAAUAAAAUGUGAUAUAACAAAUUGAUGAGCUUGAUGAUUAAAAAAUAAAAAAAAAAUUGACACAUGAUGGACCAACUUAACUUGAUUUGUAAGAUAAUAUGUGACAUUUCUAAUGUCAUAUUCUUAUACUUGAGAGCAAUUGAAUCUGCUCUAUAUAUAAGACAACCAAGCCGCUCCAAGAGCUACUUAAGCUUGAAGAUGAACUAGUCAAGAAUUUUUUACCUAAA